This is a messenger RNA of Pseudozyma flocculosa PF-1, 1095 nucleotides long. RefSeq lists its product as uncharacterized. The coding region runs from base 1 to 1095 and encodes 364 amino acids. Lineage: Eukaryota; Fungi; Basidiomycota; Ustilaginomycetes; Ustilaginales; Ustilaginaceae. The transcript has a single exon. The record is from RefSeq and is a predicted model, not a curated record.
AUGGCGAAUCCCUCGCCGCCGCCGCUGACGGCUUUGCCCCUCGAGAUCAUCCACCAUGUCGUCCAGAGCUUCGUCGACGACCUUGGCCGCGCCAACAAUGUCACCUCGCUCCUGACGACGUCCAAGCAGCUCCAUGCCAUCGUGCUGCCCAAGCUCUACUCUUCGAUCCAUCUCCGCUCCCUCUCCCAGGUGGACUCCUUCCUCUUUCCUAGUUCGGCCGCUCGACGGAUAUGCGCCGACCUGACGACGGGCACGUUCCGAGUCGACAUCGCCGGCGUGCCCGGGGGCGGUGACGGCGGCGGCCUCGCCGACGAGCAGCGGCUGGCCACCGAUCGGCUCCUCCGCGUGUCGAGGGCGCUGCUCCUCUGCCCCAACGUCGCCCACGUCUCGUUCGAGUUCUUCUCGCUGCGCCACUCCGAGUUCACCACGCCGACCGAGUUCCGCCUGGCUGAACGGCACACGUUCGAGGCGGCCGUCCGCCAGCUCGCCAGGCUCAAGAGCUUCUACUGGGGUCCGCCCAAGGCCGAGGCGACCAACAUCCAGGGCCUCAGCAUCGCCGUCGUCGAUUCCGUCGUGGGGCCCCUCGUGGCCGGUCUGAUGUCGGACAAGGCCCACUUUGAGCGCCUCGAGCUGCGCAAUGCCAUGCUUCCGACCCUCGGCGGCGGCCUCAAUGUCCUGCGCGCCGCACUGAGCUUUCUCCAAUCCAUCAAGACCGACGCCCCGGCCACGUCGGGUCCGGGCGAGGUGCAGACGGAGGCGCAGGCACAACGUAUCAAGCUGACCAUGAGCAGCGUGACCAACGUCGACCCUUGCCUCGUCGCAGGCUUGGUCAUAGGGAUAGCCCAACCGGCGCUCGGCAAGCUCCGGCCACAGGAGAGCAACGCCAUCGAGGUCCACGUCACCGACGCCUUUGUCGAGUCCGUCUGGGGACCGAGGCUCGAUACGGACCAGGUCAAGAAGGCCAUCUACGAGCUGUUCGAGUGGGACGAGGCCGUGGGUCCCGGCAAUCCCUUGGAUCCCGAUUCCCUCGAGAGAAAAGCUUGGAUACAAAGAGCCCUGUCGAGGCUUCGCAUAGAGCAGCGAUCCGUGACCUGA